CGCAUCGCUUAAUCUGACGGUGUCUUGUUUUCACAGCUUUCCAAACGUAAACUUGGAAACCUUUUUCCUACUGGGACAACACAUUUCUAUGUUUUUUUCUCCUGCGUAUCUUCUCCAUACUGAAUAGAUGUGUCAGUUAAAAUCGAAAUGUACAAUAUCCGUCUCGUACUCGUAGCUAGCUAGCUAUUCAUUGAAAUAUUACAAAGCUCGAUACAGUUUAAGAUGCUAGGGAUUUCACAGUGUACCCUUGUUUUGAGAACGGCACUGCACUGAUUUAAGCGGCAAGGAAUUGGUGGUGGCAUUUUUCCUGGGGUUUAAUUGUACAAAUACGUUUUGCUUCCGUUGCAACUGGGCUUUUUUUUCGUAAAUGUGAACCGAGCAUGUCAUUUGAUUAUUUGCGUGAUCUUAAAGUUGAAAGCAAAGACAAACCCCGCCCAUGUAGUGAAAGAGCGGCUACGCUGAAGUAUAUCGAGGAUACUCAACACACUCGUUCCCAGGAAGUACGUCACAAGACGUUUUACGGUUAAAGCCACGCCAAUUGUGGUGUGCCAGCGCCAUCUACUGCAAUAAUACUGGAUAAAUACAAAUAUUUGCAUUGUCUGUGUCGUUCCAUAGAGGGUGCUAUUACUUCAGGAUCUUUACUUUGGCUCGCUUGCUUUAACACCCUAUGACAAGCAGCCUGGUUUCAAAACCCGCAAGCCCGCUUUCUGCUGUUAGCACGGGCCAAAGUUAUCCCGGAAUAAGGACAGCACGCAUGUGCCGUCAACCCGGAUAUAGAAUUUGAUGGUCUUCUUCUUCCAUUUUAUGAAGCUAUAUUCAAUUUACAUAUAAAUUGGCAAAACUGACGAUUUGUCUGGGCAUUCUAGCGCCACUACGUCUAUUUAAACCGGCCCCAACCGGGAUAAACAGUGUAGCUAUCUUAGCGGUGAAUGUCACAACUGAUUUGCCAAUCGCUGCGGUUAUUAUCAAAACUGGAUUUUGCACUCAAGACAGUACUAGUACAGUUAUACCCUAGCCAAGCUAACGGUAGCUCGAGGAGGUGAUGCACAAGCUUACUUUAGGUAACUGGAAAAUUGACUUUGCAUGUAACGUUAACUUUUGAUGAAGAGAGUGGGCACGAUGGACUACCGUGGAAGAAGACAUGAACGUGGAAGCAACUGGUCUGACCCAGAGAUAGUUGAACUGCUCCAGCUGUGGUCUGACGAGACAGUCCAACUCGAGCUGGAAAGCUCCCUUCGAAAUCAACAUGUCUUUGACAGGAUAGCGGCCGCUUUGCGAGAUAGGAGCAUAUAUCGCACUGGGGACCAGUGCAGGGAGAAGAUCAAAAAGAUGAAGCUAGAAUACCGACGUAUCAAAGACAAUCACAAGUUGAGGUCCUGGAAAUUUUACGAUGUGAUGGACAGGGUGUUAGCAAAUAGACCAGCCAUAACGUAUUCCUCGCUGGGAGGUGCAGUCAUCGCCCACCAGGUCCUGCACAGUCCCAGCGGGACAGACUUAUACAUGCACGGGCUCCCUGCAACUACUUUCGGUCCCGCGACCUCGGGUGGGUUUUUGUUUGGCAACCCGCCAAGGCCAGGAGAUGACGCGCUGCGCGUUAAAUGUGAGGACGUGGAGUCUGGAGAUGGAGCACCCCCACAGCUGCUCUACAAUUAUGGAUCCGAGGAUGAUCAGGAGACAGAGAGGAGAUCUGCCGGAUUGGACGAGGACCCUGUGCCCCUUGUUGAACGUGGGGAGUGCAUUGCAAACAUGAUAUCUCCAUCAGAUUUCAGCGACCAGAACCUGGCCGGUUCCUCGGGCACGGGAGCCUCCACCUCCGCUGCUCCUGCCCACAUGGACCCUGAGGGCCAGGGAGAGCGGCAGGCCACCCGGACCCAGCCCCCCGAGAGGCAGAGGAAGCGCCGGCGUGGUGCGGGGCGGGGGGCCGGCUCGUGCGGGGGCCACGGGGCCUUGGACCAUGCUCUGGUGAGCUUCCUCAAGUGGCAGCGCUCGGCAGAGGAGCGCCUCCUGUCCCUGGAGGAGGCGCGUCUGGAGCGGGAGGCGCGGGCCGAGGAGCGGAGGGAGCAGCAGGAGGAGAGGAGGGCGGAGAGGGAGAGGCAGCAUGAGUUGCGUCUCCUCAGCGUGUUCGCCGGGGCCCUGGCUGCAGCCAGACACACCGGCCCCUCCCCUGCUGACAGCACCCUCCCGCCCGCCGCCGCCCCCCCCGGCUCUCUCUACACCCACUCUGUCUCGACGUCCUCCACCAACCCAGAGGCUCCUGCUGCCUCAUCAGCCUUGUCCAGGGUGCCCGUCCUCAGUCCCCCCUCCGCGGAGACACUUGUCCCAGCUGGGCCUCCCCCUAUAUCUGGAAACAUCCUGGCCACUCUGAGAGGGGCCGACACACCUGGGCAUAGUGUUUACCUGUCUCGCCGGGGUAACACCAUCAGACAGCACCAGGGCAUCCUGCAGGAGGGCUACACCCAGUACCAUGCUGAUAAACACCAUGACACUGACAACCCCGGCGGAAUCAUCAACAUGGGCACCAGUGAGAACAAGCUGUGCUAUGAUCUGCUCCAUAAAAGGCUGGCCCAGUCUGACAUGCAACACAUGGACGCAGCCCUGCUCCAGUAUCCAGACUGGAAAGGCCACCGCUUUCUGAGAGAAGAGGUUGCCAGAUUCCUGACGCACUACUGUCACCCCCCCAGCCCGCUGAAAGCUGACAGGGUGGUGGUGAUGAACGGUUGUGGUUCUCUUUUCUCCUCCAUUGCUGCUGUGAUAUGCGACCCUGAAGAUGCCAUGCUCAUCCCCACCCCGUUCUAUGGGGUGAUUACUGAGGACCUACACCUCUACAGUGGAGUCAGGCUCUUCCAUGUUCCCCUGGACUGUGAGCCCAGUGGCCUCGGCGGAAGGCCAUUCCAACUUACCGCGUCCCACCUGGAGAAGGCUCUGACAAACGCCAAGAGAGAGGGGGUGAACAUCCGAGCCGUGAUCCUGGUCAACCCUCACAACCCCUUGGCAGAGGUCUACAGCCCCCAGGAGAUGAGGGCCUUCCUGGAGUUUGCCAAAAAGCACAAGCUGCACGCCAUCGUCGACGAGGUCUACAUGUUGACUGUGUUUGACGACUCCGUCCCGUUCCACAGCGUUCUCAGUCUAGACAGCCUGCCUGAUCCUCAGAGAACACAUGUUAUGUGGGGGACCAGCAAGGACUUUGCGAUGGCUGGAAUGCGUGUAGGUACUCUGUACACUCAGAACCAGGACUUGGUAGAAGCUCUGGACCAGAUGGGAGCGUUUCAUGGUGUCCCCGGACCCAUACAACACCAGGUGGCCCAACUGCUCCAGGACAGGGACUGGGUGAGCGGAGAGUUCCUCCCAGAGACGAGGCGGAGGCUGCAGGCUGCUCACAGCUACGUGGCCAGGCAGCUCCAGGGCCUGGGCGUACCCUACCUCCACAGGUCUGCAGGCUUCUACAUAUGGGCAGACCUCAGGAAGUACCUGCGCGAGGCUUCGUUUGCUGAGGAGCUGUCCCUGUGGAGGUGUUUCCUCAGACACAAGGUGGUGCUUAGCUGUGGCCAGGCCUUCUCCUGCUCCACUCCAGGGUGGUUCCGCAUAGUCUUCACGCAGCAACAGCGCCACCUGCAGCUUGGCAUGGAGCGGAUCAGGCAGGCCUUGGAGGAGACGGAGGCAGCGAGAGGCUCCUCUGGCACGGGAGCCACCACAGCAUCUGGGGGGCAGGAGGAAGCCUCAGUGAGGUCUCUGAAGAAGGAGGACAGCACCGACUCAGACAAAGCAGUGACCGUCAACUCUGUGUCUGUCAACCUGCCAGAGAACAAACCAACAGACGAGUCAACACAGGAGGAUGAGCCCGCCCCUGACAUCCCCUCACUGGCCAGCGAGGACUUGGUGCUGCUAGACUGCCAAACGGCUCAACCCGCAGAUGGAUUAGACUCUCUGAUUGGUGCUCUGAGACAGCAGAUCCGCUCCUCUGAUUGGCUGGAGAAGAACACCCCCGAGCUGGCCGCUGGGGAGGACCCGGGCCUGCUGGACGUCUUCACAGAGCUGCUGGACAGAGCCAGGAAAUAAGAGCCAGGAAAUAAGAGCCAGGAAAUAGGAGCCAGGAAAUAGGAGCCAGGAAAUAGGAGCCAGAAAAUAGGAGCCAGGGGAGGAGACAAACAAUUGAUAAAAAGGCCUAAACUUAAAUUCAGUUGGAUGCUGACUUGUUUUCUUGUUGUGUUCCUGUUCUGCAAUGCACUUUUAUUUCUAAAUGUGUUCAAAAAGUUCCUUAUCGUGUAUUCCCGUACCACAAGGUCUUCUAUAACAAAUAAAAAUGCGUACAGUGAUGCUCUUUAAAGAGUAAAGCCAAUAGUCAGACCUCAUCGGAGGGUUGAUCUGUUUGGUUAGUUGUUUAAGAAAGUACCGUGCAACUGUGAUCAUGACAAUUCGGAAUGAAAUAUGAAUAUAGAUGGGUAUCAUGAUCAUAAAAUAUCUUUGAGACCAUAUUGAGUAUUUGACGUUAGAAGUGUCACGUGGUGUUUCUGUCAGGCGUGGGUUGCUGGGGUCUUUCCAUGAACCACCUUACGUGACCCAUGAUACUUCUGGUGGGAGACAAGAGAAAGCAGACUUCCGUUUGAAAAUGUAUGUGAGCAACUGAGAAAGAUUAGGCCUAAACGAGGAGGAAGUGGGGGUUUUCUUUCCUUUGAGUUAUUUAUAAUGCAGAACACUGUAACACUCCUAUUCUCACUCACUGUUCUGUGAAACAAAAAGCACAAAGAAAACGUCAAAGAUUUGUUUUUUUAUUGUGAAUCCUUCAAUUGAAUUGUAUUAAAAACCAUAGUUGAUAAGCUACGUA
Messenger RNA from Osmerus eperlanus (European smelt), 4822 nucleotides. It is a transcript of the gene accs, whose product is annotated as 1-aminocyclopropane-1-carboxylate synthase homolog (Arabidopsis)(non-functional). Gene Ontology annotation, biological process: biosynthetic process; amino acid metabolic process. The transcript is spliced from 15 exons. NCBI's taxonomy places the organism in Eukaryota, Metazoa, Chordata, Actinopteri, Osmeriformes, Osmeridae. Bases 1102 to 4056 code for a protein of 984 amino acids. Gene Ontology annotation, molecular function: transaminase activity; pyridoxal phosphate binding. The record is from RefSeq and is a predicted model, not a curated record.